Molecule: messenger RNA, 1632 nt
Organism: Hydatigera taeniaeformis
Lineage: Eukaryota; Metazoa; Platyhelminthes; Cestoda; Cyclophyllidea; Taeniidae
Source: the annotation of a GenBank genome assembly
AUGGAAGUAUUCAAUGGUCCGUCCCAGUUAGCUUUUGAUGAAUUUGGAAGACCAUUCCUUAUUCUUAGAGAUCAGGAAAAGAAAAAGCGCCUGACUGGGUUACAGGCACACAAAUCCCACAUUUUGGCGGCUAAGUCUGUUGCCUGUACGCUCAGAACUUCUCUUGGACCCAAGGGCUUGGACAAGCUCCUUGUUAGCCCCGAUGGUGAUGUUACGGUUACAAACGAUGGUAGAACGAUUCUCGAGAAAAUGGACGUGCAACAUGAGAUUGCGAAAUUGUUGGUGCAAUUGAGUCGGUCCCAGGAUGACGAAGUUGGCGAUGGUACCACUGGCGUUGUCGUCCUUGCUGGAGCUCUGUUGGAACAGGCAGAGACUCUUUUGGAUCGUGGGAUUCAUCCGAUCAGAAUUUCUGACGGUUUUGAACUUGCAGCUAAGGUCUGCGUGAGUGUCUUGGAUGAGAUAAGCGAGGACUUCGAAUUUUCGCUUGAGAAUCGUGAACCUCUCAUUAAAACUGCCAUGACUGCACUUGGGUCAAAAAUUGUUAGCCGUUGCCACCGUCACUUUGCUGAGAUGGCUGUUGAUGCCAUCCUAUCUGUUGCCGACAUCAAACGAAAGGAUGUCGACUUUGAGUUUAUUAAGGUGGAAGGAAAAGUUGGUGGUAGAUUGGAAGACUCGAUUCUCGUCAAAGGAGUCAUUGUUGACAAGGACUUUUCUCAUCCUCAAAUGCCCAAAAAGGUGGUCGAUGCCAAGCUUGCGAUACUUACUUGUCCGUUUGAACCUCCCAAGCCCAAAACUAAACACAAUCUUUUCGUGGAGAGUGUCGAGGAUUACCACAAAUUGCGCCAGUAUGAACAGGAAAAAUUUGUGGAGAUGGUCGAUAUGGUAAAGAAGACGGGGGCGAAUUUGGUGAUAUGCCAGUGGGGCUUUGAUGAUGAGGCCAAUCACCUUCUUCUGAGUCGCCAAUUACCAGCAGUUCGAUGGGUUGGUGGAGCCGAAAUUGAGCUCAUUGCAAUUGCCACUGGUGGGCGCAUCGUUCCACGCUUUGAGGAACUGACCGCGGAGAAACUGGGUCACGCUGGUGUCGUGCGCGAGUUGACUUUCGGAACCACAAAGGAUCGCAUGUUGGUAAUUGAAGACUGCAAGAACUCUAAGGCGGUCACUUGUUUUAUUCGGGGCUCUUCUAAGAUGAUAGUUGAGGAGGCUAAACGCUCUCUCCAUGAUGCGCUAUGUGUAACGCGUAACCUGGUCCGCGACCCGCGCGUCGUGGCUGGUGGUGGCGCUUGCGAGAUUGCCUGUGCAAUUCGAGUCGCUGAUGAGGCGGAGAAGAUCUCCACUAUUGAGCAGUACGCGAUGCGCGCAUUUGCUGACGCCUUGGAAUCUAUUCCGGUUGCUCUCUCUGAGAAUGCUGGUCUUCCAUCAAUCGAGACUGUGGCCUACGUGAAGGGUCGUCAGGUGCAAGAGAAGAAUCCCCAUCUUGGAAUUGAUUGUCUACAUACAGGCACUUGUGACAUGAAAGAGCAAAAUGUCUUUGAGACUCUUACCUCCAAACGCGCUCAAAUCAUGCUGGCGGUGCAGUUGUGUAAGAUGAUAUUGAAGAUUGACGAUAUCCGCACCUCAGUGGAUGAAAUGUAA